Messenger RNA from Physella acuta, 1123 nucleotides. RefSeq lists its product as uncharacterized. The record is from RefSeq and is a predicted model, not a curated record. NCBI's taxonomy places the organism in Eukaryota, Metazoa, Mollusca, Gastropoda, Physidae.
CGUUCAGAGGGCUUCGAGAUCCAGAUCUAGCGGUGAUUUGUGAAGUGCUACACCGUGAGUUGUGAACAGUCAGCCGUCAGGUUGUUUGUGCUUUUAUUCACUUGAACAUCAGGGAUGAUGUAGGAUACUGAUGUCUGAUAAUAGGUUCUUUCCAAAAAAGGUGUGUUAAAUUGUUAGUGUUGGAUUUGUGUACUUGCAGUUUCUGUAGCAGUAUGUUAGUAGUAUUGUAAUCUCGACUAGAUUUAUGGUUAGAAAUUAGGGUUAGGCUUAUGUUAGAACCAGGUUGGGGUUAAGGUUAGCAUUGAUAUUAAUAAUAUUAUCAGUAAAAAAAUAUUAACAAGUCAAAUGUGCAUUUAGUUUUAGUAACUUAACACCCCUUUUUAAGAAGAUUCUAUUAUCGGACACUGGUAUAGAAAAUCUACGUUGUUGGUGUUUGCAACAAGGGCUUAUUUCAUUAUUGAACGAGCCUAUUAACAAAUUAGGUCGUGUGUUUAACCUAAUGCCAUAAUGAAACAUAAUGGCUGCACCUAACGACCAGGCUUUUUUGUCCAGUGGUAGCCCUUUUUGAGCAACAUAAAGUAACCAGGAUGGAGAUACACAACACAUCUCUUGUGUGGAAGAUCAAUUUCUUUCUGCAACUUUUUGGCUUAUUACUUAUUGUCAUUGGUUAUUCUACCAAGUACAUUGGCAAAUUCGAUGAUUAUGCACAUGUAGGAUUAUGGGAAGCGUGUGACGUCUUAAACAGCUGUUAUGAUUUCGAGGUGACUUCUUUCAAAAACGAGCCUCACCUAAUUAGUACAGCCUGGGCAAAGGCUGCCCGCACCCUACUCGGAAUAUGCAUGACUGGUCAGUCUUUGGUCAUCCUGUUGACACUUUCAGCUCUUGUGAUUAAAACUGACAAAUUUGUGGCCUGGUGUACUGCUGGGCUAGUUUUCUUUUCAGUUCUGGUAGGAUUGAUUGGCAUCGCGGUUGCUGUGGGAGAAAUUAGAAGACUUUUCAAACCGCGGUACCAUUUCGACUACAACGUGGGUUGGUCAUUUGGUCUAAUCAUCACCAGCCUUGUUAUUUUUGCUGUGGCUGGAAUCUUGGGGGCGGUUGAAGCCAGGAGACCAGCAAGCUAACU